This is a messenger RNA of Cygnus atratus (black swan), 8002 nucleotides long. RefSeq names its product ArfGAP with RhoGAP domain, ankyrin repeat and PH domain 2 (gene ARAP2). Bases 395 to 5497 code for a protein of 1700 amino acids. Gene Ontology annotation, molecular function: protein binding; phosphatidylinositol-3,4,5-trisphosphate binding; GTPase activator activity. NCBI's taxonomy places the organism in Eukaryota, Metazoa, Chordata, Aves, Anseriformes, Anatidae. The record is from RefSeq and is a predicted model, not a curated record. The transcript is spliced from 33 exons. Gene Ontology annotation, biological process: positive regulation of GTPase activity; signal transduction.
AAGCGGGGCAAGUGACACGCGUUACUUAAAGCUUCCUUAAUUUCAUCCAGCCAAGCGAGGCGUGAGGGCGCUGCGCCCUUCGCGGGGCUCCGCUGGGGGGAGCCCCGCGGCCAUCUCGCCCCACGCCCCGGGGGAGGAAAGGAGAACCCCGGGGUCGUGCUCCGGGGCCGUGCUGUGGGGCAGGCAGCCCUCCCCGAGCCCCCGGUCGGGCUCCUGAGGCUGCACGCCGCCCCGCCAGCCCAGGUUUGCAGUCUUAAAAAAUAAAUAAAAUCAGCGUGAGCUAAAGAAACUUGAAGCAUCUCAAAGAAACUGAUACUUUCCAUUGCCUGACUGACAACAAAUACAGAGAGCUUUGUUGCCUCUGAGUAUGCAUGCAUCUUGACUAUAUUUCUACAUGACCGUGAGGGGCACUGUUCGGAAUGAAGCUGCCAUCAUGUCAUCCACAGGCAACGGCACCGAUAUUGAAGAAUUCUUGGUCAACAUUAACUUGGGGCAGUAUCUUCCUAACUUUAAAGAAUAUGGCUAUAACAUUGUGACAGAUUGCACGGGCAUAAACAACAGCGUGCUUCAGCAAAUGGGAGUGUUGCCUACAGGGCACCGCAGAAGGAUACUUAAGCAGUUAGACACUGCUCUUUCAAAAACGCAAGGACAUUUGCUUCUACAUGAAAAUACAAAACUCAAAGACUCGACAGGUUUAGAAAAGAAGCAAUAUUUGUUCGUGGAAGAGGAUUCUCCAGUAAGCAAUUUAAAUGCAGAUGAGACUGACUUGAUACCUGCAACGUCGUCAGUGCAACUUCCUAAUGAAGCUUACUUCGGUGAAGAAAGGUUCAAACUUGGAGAGCAGAACUUAUCAGAGGCAAGUGAUGAUAGCAUUACGAAUUUGGAUUUUUCUGGUUUAUACCAGAAUUCAGAUAGCAUACUAAAAGCUGUCAGUCUAAGUGGAAGUAUUGAGAUGAAUGCUCAGCCGGAUACAUCAUUGGAAGAAGCUGCUGCAUACCAAACUGAUGAGCACUUGGCUGGCCGUUUGGCAUUUUGUGAUUCUCCUUCUUCGUUUGCUCAUUCAUGUGAGACAAAAUACAGUGAAAACAAACAUCUGAUGCUUGCAGAUGAGGAUGAUCUAUCUGAUUGUGAGCCAAAUUCUCCAUUCUUUAAGUUUAAAGGAGAAAUGAUAAACAAUGACUUAUAUGAUUCCUGUACACAAAACUGCACGACAGUAUUUCCAAGAGCAAGCCGGUCUUUUAUGUUAAGACAUCGACCUGUGCCAGAAAUCCCUGAAUCAAGCAAAACUGAAACUUCAACAAGCUCCCUUCAGAAAAGAAGAAACGUGGAUGUUAUGAAUGUAUCUUGUGCUGGGAGGCAAGUUUCACAAAGAAAAACUUUCACAGAAGAAAAGCCACCCAUCAUAUCUCCAUAUGGAGAAACCUUUCUUUGGGACAGCCUUAAAGAUGCUAAGGAACUUCAUGGAAAUGAACGCCUGGUUUGUGAAAAGAAAUCAGAUCUAGAAAUGAAUGAAGAACAUUAUUCUCACAAGAAUUCAUGUUCCCUUAAUCAGGAUGGGAAGACAAAGGAAUGUGUGAAAAAUGAACCCUUGUCUCAGGAAAACAAGUCAUUAGGACCAGAAGAUUUUGAAAGUGAAUCUGUAUACUCUAUUGUGGAUCAAUGUUCUUUACCUUUAAAGAAAAAGAAAAAUAAAGCCAAAAGCCACUCAUCUUGUAGUAAGAACCGAAGUGGAGAUUCAAAUCACUUGGUCAGUGAACAAAUGGAUUUUCGGCAAUUUGACGGAGCUCAAACUUCGAUUGCAAAUGAAUCAAUAACACCGUAUGCUUGUUUUUAUGGACCAUCAGUAAAGAAGCUUAAAGCAGGAUGGCUGGAUAAAUUAUCCCCUCAAGGCAAACGUAUGUUUCAGAAGCGCUGGGUUAAGUUUGAUGGAGACAGCAUUUCUUACUACAAUAAUGAAAAGGAAGUGUUCUCAAAGGGGAUAAUACUGCUCUCUGCUAUAGCAACAGUAAGAGUUCAUGGAGAGAAUAAAUUUGAAGUUGUUACAUCCCAUAGGACUUUCGUCUUUCGAGUAGAUAAAGAAGAAGAAAGGAAUGACUGGGUUAAUACAAUACUUAAUGCCUUGAAGUCUCAGUCUGAUAAUCGCUCUCAGUCUCGAACUUCUGUUGCCCCUGAGAAAAGUGGAUAUCUUGAACUGAAAGGAUACAAAGCCAAAAUCUUUAUUCUACUUCAGGGGAAUACUGUGUGGAUCUGCAAAAAUGAGCAGGAUUUCAAGACAGGAUUUGGUAUCACUUUAAUCCCUAUGAAUGUGGCAAAUGUAAAACAAGUGGAUCGGACUGCAAAGCAAUCUUUUGAAAUAAUUACUCCUUAUAAAAGCUUCAGCUUUACAGCCGAGUCGGAAAGAGAGAAACAAGACUGGAUUGAAGCGCUGCAGCAAUCAAUAGCAGAAACUCUCUCUGAUUAUGAAGUAGCUGAGAAGAUUUGGUUCAAUGAAUCCAACAGGAGCUGUGCUGACUGUAAAGCUCCCAAUCCUGACUGGGCAUCCAUCAAUCUCUGUGUUGUCAUUUGUAAGAAGUGCGCAGGACAGCACAGAUCUUUAGGACCAAGAGACUCAAAAGUCCGGAGUCUAAAAAUGGAUGCCAGCAUUUGGAGCAAUGAGCUUAUUGAGCUCUUUAUCAUCAUUGGAAAUAAGAGGGCAAACAGCUUUUGGGCAGGAAAUCUUCCUCCAGAUGAAGAGCUGCACAUGGAUGCCCCAGCAGAAAAAAGGAUUGCAUUCAUUAUACAAAAAUACAAAGAGGGAAAAUUCAGAAAAGCACCUUUUACCUACAAAACCAAGGAACAAUUGAAUAAGGCGCUGUGUGCUGCUGUAGUUAAACAAGAUGUUCUAGAAACUCUGAUGCUGCUGUUCAGUGGAGCUGAUGUGAUGUGCGCUACUGGCGAUCCCGUUUACAGUACUCCAUACUUAUUAGCCAAGAAAGCUGGACAACGACUGCAAAUGGAAUUCCUAUACCAUAAUAAGUUCUCAGAUUUCCCAGGCUAUGAUAUUUGUCUUGAAAGUGGCUUCUCUGAAGAUUCUUCCCAUUCCACCUUUCUUUGUGAAUUUUUGUACAAAGUUUCUUCUAAUACUACCAAGCUUCUUACAGAGAAGAAAUUAAAAGAAGAUUGCAACAAAAGAUGGUGCACUUUAGAAAGUGGCUUUCUGAGCUACUAUGAAAAUGAUAAAACUACAACUCCUAAUGGUAUGCUUGACAUCAGCGAAGUUAUCUGUCUUGUAGUGCACAAGUCAGACUUCUUUUUAAAUAGAGGGGACAUCUUUACCUUUGAAAUCUAUUUAAUGUCAGAACGUGUUUUUCUGUUUGGAGCUGAAACUGCAUAUUCACAAAGAAAAUGGACUUGGGCGAUAGCUAAGCAUUUUGUUCCCCCUGUGGCUGAAUGCUUACUAGAGAGAGACUGUGACUUGAUUGGCCAACUGUACUACAAAGAUUGCCAUAGCCUGGACCAGUGGAGAAAAGGCUGGUUUGCUAUAGAGAAGUCGAGCCUUUACUUUCGUCUUGAAAUGGAGAACGCUCAAGAAGAUUCCAUAUAUCUAAGGAGGCUGCAAGAACUAACAAUCAGUAGCGUGAUGCAAAAUGGAGAAAAAAUAGAUGUCCUGCUCCUUGUUGAAAAAGGAAGAACACUGUACAUUCAUGGCCAUACGAAGCUGGAUUUCAUGGUCUGGUAUACUGCAAUUGAAAAAGCAGCAGGUACAGAUGGUAAUGCGUUACAAGAUCAGCAGCUCAGCAAAAAUGAUGUUCCUAUUAUAGUGAACAGCUGUAUAGCAUUUGUUACACAGUAUGGUUUAGGGAGCAAGCAGAUAUACCUCAAGAAUGGCAAUUCUUCUAAUGUGGCUGAACUUCUGGAAAGUUUCAAAAAAGAUGCAAGGAGUGUUAAACUAAGAGCUGGGAAACAUCAGCUUGAAGAUGUGACUGAUGUAUUGAAAAGUUUUCUUUCUCAAAUAGAUGAUGCUCUUCUCACUAAAGAACUUUAUCCAUUCUGGAUUUCUGCAUUAGAUAUGCAGAAUGAAAAGGAACGUGUGAGGAAGUAUGGAGCUUUCAUUCGGACGCUUCCACCAGUCAAUAAGGCAACUUUGGCUGCAUUAAUUGAACAUCUUUACAGGGUGCAGAAAUGUUCUGAAAUCAAUCAUAUGAACCCUCACAAUCUAGCUAUGGUGUUUUCUUCAUGCUUAUUUCAAACUAAAGGCCAGACUAGUGAAGAAGUCAAUGUAAUUGAAGAUCUAAUUAAAAACUAUGUGCAACUUUUUGAUAUAAAUGAAGACCAGGUCAAACAAAUGGAUAUAGAGAACAGCUUUAUUACCAGGUGGAAAGACACUCAGGUUUCCCAGGCUGGAGAUUUGCUGAUUGAAGUUUAUGUGGAAAGAAAGGAGCCAGACUGUAGUAUUAUAAUAAGGGUAUCGCCGUUGACAGAAGCAGAAGAAUUAACUAAUGAUGUUUUAGGAAUCAAAAACAUUACUCCCAACAAAGAUGAUAUCUGGGCUGCUUUUGAAGUACUUGAAAAUGGAGAGCUAGAACGUCCACUGCAUUAUACAGAGAAUGUUCUAGAACAGGUUCUCCACUGGAGUUCACUACCAGAGCCUGGCACUGCAUAUCUGAUAAUAAAGAGAUUUCUAACAGCAGACAUGAUGAAACUCUACAGUGAGAAAAACGUGAAAGGUAGUGUGAAAGCUGGCUAUCUAAAGUACAAAGAAGAACCAUCAAAACUACUGUCCGGAAACAAAUUUCAAGAGCGUUAUUUUGUCUUACGGGAAGGAAACUUGCUCCUUUACAAGGAUAUGAAGGCUAGCAAACCUGAAAAAGUGUUGCCUGUCAAUUCCUUGAAGCUUUAUCUUGGAGUGAAAAAGAAAAUGAAGCCACCAACAAACUGGGGAAUUGCAGUGUUUUCUGAAAAGCACCAGUGGCAUAUAUGUUGUGAUGGACAUGAUACGCAGAUGGAGUGGAUGAUCAGCAUUUUUACGGCACAGCAUGCCGAUAUAUGGCCGCCUGCUGGAAAAGCAAGAAAACAGUCCAUAACUAAAAGUCCAAAGAUUGGAGGCUUACCACUAAUUCCCAUUCAACAGGAGAAGAACACUUGUAAAAUCAGAGGGAGUAUAGAAAAUGUACAGUUAGGAUUGGGGAAACCGAAACUCAGUGAACAUAAUGAAGAUGACUUACUGGAAGAAAGAAAAAACUUGAAAGAAAAGGCAUCUAUGGUUGCACAAUGUUUGGAACGCAAGGAGGAGAAAGUGCAUAAUCAUGCUAAAGCACAUCGGAGCUUUAUCUCUGAGGAUAUAGGUGUGGGGAAGACUGACCUAUGCCAAAGACCACAUAAGCCACUGAAAAAAAAUAAGAACAAAACAAACAAAACUACAUUGGAAUUAGAUAAAAAAUUGCCAUCAAAUGUGAUUCAGGAACUAAAUACAGUGUUGCAGAAGAACAGAGUGCUUCAUGAUGAAACCUCCAGCUGAUGUCCUAAGUUUGAAGUUUAGAAUAUAUAUAUAUAUAUAUAUAUAUAUAUAUAUAUAUAUAUAUAUUUUUAUUUUCUGGGCAAAAGUAGGGUUUUUAUGUAUGUAGUUUGUACAGUGCAGAGAAAAUUUGUUUAUACGCAGCUCUUGAUUUUGUAUAUGCACACGCUACGAUAUGAUUUAAGAUUGAACUGAGAGAAAUGAUUGUGCAAAAGUCCUGAAAUUUGGAAGUUUUGCUGUGCAGUGCAAUGGCACUUGGGUUUUAUCUAUUGUUUUUUGUUGAAGAUUUUGUUAGAUACAAGAAUUCUAAGCACUAUCAAAAGCUUUUGCUCGGUUCGUACUCCAUACCAUCUUGUAAGUACUGGAGAGAAAUUUUUGGAAUGAAGGCAAGACAUACGCUGAAAUUCAUCCUGUUGGUCUGCAAUAUUUUUAAUUGUCUAACACUAUAAAAAAUGAGUGUUUUGAAGAGUGAUUUUUCACAUAUAAUUUUUUAAAAUUUAAGAAUACAAUGAGUAUCUGUUACCAAAGAUUUGUCCUCUUGCAGAGCAGCAUGCAAAAGAAUCAAAGAGAAGGGAUAUAAUAGGUAAGACAAUGCAUUAGUCCUUGUAUCUCAACACCGUAUCUAUAUGGUAUGCAUAUGACUGUGAUACCUAAGUAACCAGAGAAUGUUUUGGAUUGGAAGGAACCUUAAAGAUCAUCUAAUUCCAAGCUCCCUGACAUGGGCAGGAACACCUCCCACCAGGCCAGGUUGCUCAAAGCUCCAUCCACCCUGGCCUUGAAUACUUCCAGGGAUGGGGCAUCCACAGCUUCUCUGGGCAAUGUGUUCCAGUGCCUCACCACCCUCAGAGUAAAGAAUUUCUUCCUACUACCUAAUCUAAAUCUACCCUCUUUUAGUUUAAAGCCAUUACUCCUUCUGCUAUUGCUAUGCUCCCUGACAAAGAGUCCAUCUCCUGCUGUCUUGUUGGCCCCCUUUAGGUACUGGAAAACUGCUGUAAGGUGUCCCUGGAUCCUUCUCUUCUCGAGGCUGAACAACCCCAGCUCCCUCAGCCUGUCUUCGUACAAUAGGUGCUCCAGCCCUUUGAUCAUCUUUGUGGCCCUCCUCUGGACUUGUUCUAAUGCUUCCAUGUCCUUCUUGUGCUGGGGGCCCCAGAGCUGAACACAGUACUCCAGGUGGGGUCUCACAAGAGCAGAGCAGAGGGAGAGACCUUGACCUGCUAGCCACGCUUCUUUUGGUGCAGCCCAGGAUACUGGGGCUGGCUUUCUGGGCUGCAAGUGCACAUUGCCAGCUCAUGCUGAGCUUUUCAUCAACCAACACCCUCCACGUCCUUUUCCUCAGGGCUGUUCUCAAUCCAUUCUCUGCACAGCCUUGUACUUGUGUUUGUGGAUGCCCUAACCCAGGUGCAGGACCUUGCCCUUGGCCUUGCUGAACUUCACAUGAAGUUCACACAGGCCUGCCUGCCAAGGUCCCUCUGGAUGGCAUCCCCUCCCUCCAGAGUGUUGACUGCACCACACAGCUUGGUAUCAUUGUCAAAGUUGCUGAGGGUGCACUCCAUCCCACUGUCCAUGUCACUGACAAAUACGUUAACCUGUGCUGGUCCUAGUACUGACCCCUGAGGAAACACUACUUGUUGCUGAUUUCCACCUGGACAUUGAGCCAUUGACUACCAUCUAGCCAAUUUCUGACUGAGUGGUCCAUCUGUCAAACCCAUAUCUCUCCAACUUAGAGAUGAGGAUAUCAUGUGGGACAGUGUCAAAUGCUUUGCACAAGUCCAGGUAGAUGAUGUCAGUUGCUCUUCCCCUAUCCACCAAUACUGUAACCCUAACCUUGAAGACUUGCCAGUGAAGACUGAGGCAAAAAAUUCACCGAGUAGCUCAGCCUUCUCCCUAUCCUAGGUACCCUGCUGUCCCUUUUCCUUCUGGAGAGGGCCUACGAUUUCCCUAGUUUUCCUUUUAUCAUUGAUGUACCUAUCUUGCUAUCCUUGAUGUCCCUGGCCAAAUUUAAUUCUAACAGGGCUUUAACGAGAAAGAAUACUGAAGAUAACAAGAAGUUGUCUUUGGAGUAAUAAUCUAAUUUGAAAAUAUGAAUUGGAAAAAAAAAUAGCAUCAUCUCUUUUUGCUCUAUAGGCUGAUAGAAUUUUAUAAACAGGCCCUGGUUAGCUUAGGGUGACAAAGGCAGGCUUUGCUAUCACUGCUUGGAGGUAGCUUGCUUGGUCCUGACAAAGUUGGCAUCUGAUCAAUAUUAAAUAGUCACAUGAGAAAUGAGUUUCCUCAAGAGAAAUUGAUCCCCACACAAGCAUAUCCAUCAGAAGGGCACUCACUCAGUUGAGAAGUGCCGGUUACUAAAUGGAUAAGAUCAACCUCUCCCUUUACCGUGAGAACAAAGGUGAACAGUCUACCGUUAGCAGGGACUAGGAAACACUUGUGCUCUAGCUGAUGUGCUACCCUGUGGGUAAUUGCUUAGAUUUUUAUGCCCAGAGUUCCUUAAAUUAAAAAAAAAAAAAAUCAAAA